This is a messenger RNA of Ahaetulla prasina, 4044 nucleotides long. It is a transcript of the gene CAMLG, whose product is annotated as calcium modulating ligand. The coding region runs from base 17 to 913 and encodes 298 amino acids. Gene Ontology annotation, cellular component: GET complex. The transcript has 4 exons. The record is from RefSeq and is a predicted model, not a curated record. Lineage: Eukaryota; Metazoa; Chordata; Lepidosauria; Squamata; Colubridae. Gene Ontology annotation, biological process: tail-anchored membrane protein insertion into ER membrane.
CGGCGAGCGACGGGUCAUGGAGCCGGAUCCUGUGGAAGGGGACGGGUUUGGUAGCAGCCACCACGAAGGAAGCGGCGGAUCUUCCCCACCGCUGAGCGGACUCACCGCCUCUCAGCGGAGGGCCGAGAUUCGCCGGCGAAAGCUCCUGAUGAACUCGGAGGAGCGGAUCAAUCGCAUCAUGGGCUUCCAUCGGCCGAAGGCGGAUGAUGACACUCAUUCAGAAACUAAGCUUCAACUGGAACAGGAUAAACCAAUUUGCCUUCCUGCUCCUGUUUCCAAACGGGUUGUGCUUGGUGAUACAGUCUGCAGCUUAUCAGGAACGGCUGACCACACAAGCAGUUUAGCAGAGCACAAAGGAGAGAAAAUAGACUUAUUUAGCAAAACUCAUGAAGUUGGUAGCGAUGGCAGCAGUGAGCUCCGGCAACGCAGUAGAGGGGAACUGUUGGACGUUCCACAGAGAGCACCACGCCAUGGAUUAGAUCAGUAUUUAUCAAGGUUUGAUGAAGCAAUGAAGCUUAGAAACCAGCUGAUGAAUGAGAAGCCAAGUCAAGAAAAUGGAAGCGCUUUGGAGGAAUUUGAUUCCUUUCACAUUUUUAGAUUGGUGGGCUGUGUACUCCUUGCCAUUGGUGUUAGAGUUUUUGUAUGCAAAUAUUUGUCAAUAUUUGCUCCAUUCCUUACUUUACAACUUGCAUAUAUGGGACUGUCAAAGUAUUUCCCUAAGAGUGAAAAGAAGACAAAAACUACAGUAUUAACUGCUGCUCUUUUACUGUCUGGGAUCCCUGCAGAAGUAAUUAGUCGUUCCAUGGACACUUACAGCAAAAUGGGAGAUGUCUUCACAGACCUUUGUGUUUAUUUCUUUACUUUCAUGUUCUGUCAUGAACUGCUUGUGUUUUUUGGCUCAGAAGUGCCAUGAUAAUAGCAUGGGAUUCAGUACAUCAGCAGGACUAUUUUAGUCUUGAGUUCAUUCACACCCCUCUGUAAAUAUACAAACAGGGUUAAAUGUUCAUCAGUUCUUUCUUCUUUCUUAAUCCAGUGUACUUUAAUCACAACUAUGAAGGAAAAGCCACAUUCCCAACUAUGAGGAUGAAUUAUUACAAGUUAGGUGUCAUAAGUUUGAUUUCAAACAUGGAAGACAAAGUAACAAUGUUUCAAAAGCAGGCCUUUCCUGCUACUAAGGAAAACAUUAGUUUUCCCACUAUUGCUGAUGCCACCUUGUACUUUAAUAUUUCUUUUGGACAUGAAACCCCAAGACAACUGAGGUAUUGUGUGGUUGACUGAAUUACAUUUUAUGGCUUUGUUCCAGAAUUCUUGUGUUGAGCAAAAGGUGGGAAAGCUAUUUUGGCCUGUUCCUCCAUUUCAUGGGCCCCUUAAAACACUGGGAUAAGUACCCUCUGCAACAUCAUACAAAGGACACAGGCAGUUGAAAUGGAUAGUAGCUAGUGUUCUCUUUCUUCCUCCCAUCAGAAGCCCAUGCUUGAAACUUGACGUGUUCCACAAAUGGAAAGAGACCUACUGAGGAUCAAUCGAGAAUGAUUUCUUAAGGUCAUUCCUCUGGGUUAAUAUUUGUCACUUCAAUAUACUUGUUCAUACUUUGAACAAGUCGCAUAUGCGGAUAAAAAUGCUGAUAAAAUUCAGAGGCUUCUGGUUUUAGGAAUGUAAUUAGACUGGGUCAAAUUAUUUUUUUGUUGUCUUCAUUACAGGUGGUAAUGUUCUGUUGAUAAUAUAGAAAGAUGAAUUAAAAAAUAGUGCAAUCUGACUUGACAUUUGUGUACAUUCCCAUUUGAAUCGGAAUCUUGCUACUUUUGUUUACAUGAAUUAUGAAUAUGCUGCAUUAAAUGGACGCUGCAGAUUGAAAUACUGGUCUUUGGGUUAUUAACCCUUUGAACAGUUAAGUGUCACCAAUUUUAUUCAUCUCUUUGACAUUUCAGUAAAUCUUAGAUUAUUUUUUUUUGUACGACAAGUUAGUCAAGCUUUGGUAUCUUAUCCCAUAUAUUUUCUUUUCAGGAAUAUGUGCAUGUGAUGUUUAGCAUCUUUACCUAAACACCAAGGUACACUGCAGUGCAAGAAGAUGCAAAUUAGUAUUUUACCCCAGUGUUAGUCAAGUGUUUAAUAUGCAUAAUAUUUUAGAAAACAGGUAGCAGAAAAUAUGGUCUGUUUAUAGUAGAAUGCUAAUUUUAAAAUAUAUAAAUUGGUUCUUAUAAACCCAUCUGAAAACAAUUACUUGAAGUAUGUUCCAUUGAAGUUAGCAAAUCCUGAUGUUCUUUUUUGAAAUGUUUUGUUUCUUGGCCUUCUCUAUAGUCAAGCCUUAACUCAGUUUUAAAAUUGGUACCCUUUUAUAGUUUUGUAUUUAUACAAGCAAUUUGCCAAGUCUUCAUUUCACAUUUAUGUAGCCAAUCACAGUGGCUAUAAAUCAUAAAAUAUGGCAGACUUGAUUAGUUGAUCUUAAUUUGCAUUAGAUUUUAUGACUCCAUUACGGGCUGAAGGAGAUGUGUCAUGUAUUUGCAAUCCUUUCUUAUGUUACAGUUCUUCCCUAUCUUCAUCUUGUCACUGUUUUAUAUAUAUGUAGCCCAUUCUCAGUACCCAUUAAGUAGUUCUAUUUUGCAAAGAUUUGGAAAUUAAUUAAUCAAAGACAGAAAUUAUACAGUGGAACAUUUUCAUUAUUCUGAAAAAUGAGAUGACUUUUUUCUUGGGGUUUAAUUUUUGAAUGUCUGCUGGCAAGUAGCUUUGCCUACAAUUAUUACAGCUAAUUUAAUUUUACAGUCUAAAUUAAAACACAAUUGGGUUUUUAAAUAUUUGAUAAAAAGUUAAACCGGUUCUUUCUUUAUUUUUAUUUUUUUAUUUAUUUACAUUUAUAUCCCGCCCUUCUCUGAAGACUCAGGGUGGCUUACAUUGUGUAUAAUGGACUCAUACAUUUCCUUACACUGUAAUUUCAGAGAUUGCAUUUACUGCACCAAAUUUUACCACUGCUCCUUGGAAAAAGUGUUUUGGAGAUUAAGUUGUGGCUGAAAUACACAAAGAAAUGUGCAUAUUUUGGCAUUGCAGUUUCAUUCGGUUUAAAAAACAAAUUUGUCUAUUUACAACAUGAACUAUAAUGGAAAUACCUUGAAAAAAGUUUAUUUUUAGGUUUUUACUCUGUACAUUUAAUUUUUCUAAAUUCCUAUAAUUCAUAUUUUUGAUGAUGGACCUUCAAAUAUUGAUAAAAUAGCAUAAAUCUAAGAUCUUGUUUGAUAUAUUUUUACUUCAAAAAGCAAACAUAGGUAUAGAAUUAUCAAUCCCAACUCUUGAUAUUUUGAUAGUAUCUUAGGCAUUUUUGCCCAAUGACUGCCAUGGUGAAUAUGGUCAUUUCUGACAGUGAAAUCUUAUCUAAGACCCAGUUACAGGAUAGACUGUUUUUGGAUAGUGAUUCUAGAAGAUGCAAAAAAAAAAAAGAGCACUCUUUCCAUAGAAGAUAAGAAAAGAUAAAAGUAGGAAAAUUAAUGACCAACACAUUAAGAUGGAGAUCUGCAUGUUUUUCCCAAAUGCCUGCUCCAUAAAAACAAAGAUUUUGAUGUUCAAAACCCAUCUAUCCUUUUUUUAAAAAGGGGUGGGGGUAGGGAGGGAAAUAGAAAACAUCAUAAACAAGAUUCAAGUUAAAAAAAAUAUCAGUACUGCAUUGAAAAAUGUGCAAAAUAUCUUCAAGUGUGGCCCCUUUCUAAGGAAAUUGCUAGUAUCGCUAUAUUUGCAGAGUUAUUGGCAUCCUUGUUUUUAAUAUAUUUUACAUAUUUUAAUGCAAAUAGAAAAUAAUUGGGCAGAGUGCCUGGUGGUUUAAAAGUAAGUUUCUCCAAGCACAAAGAAGGAGCAGCUCUCCUGUGCUGUCUAAAAGUAUGUAUAUGGUGAAAUAAGCUGCUUUGUGUUUCCUUUUCCAUAAUUUGGACUUUCUCUGUAAAAAUCGCACAUUGUUGUAAUUGUUGCAUUGAUUCUGUUAAAUGCAUUGAAGCUAUACAUGUUACAAUUAUUUAUGCUUUGGCAUUACUUGAAUAUACAUUAAAAUGUCUGCAAAGGUCA